AUGAGUCGAGUCGAGGAAAUAUAUUCUAUAUUGAGUUCUGCGCCUCCGACAACCAAUUUCUGGAGGUUGACUUCUUUGAGUUUGAAGACUUCCGAGACUUUUGCUGAAUCAGAAGAAUGUGACUUUGCCAUCAGGAUGGUGUCACUCGACUCAGCAAUAUGGGAUUGUGGGAAAGGAAUUGCAGGUCGAAAACCAGUAGUGCAGCCGCCGAACAAGCGAGCACGCCGAACAGCAAACCAAAAGGACAAAGUGCUCAAGGCAGAAGUCAUAUGCAAAACACCGUCGUUUAGCUAUGAAGGCGUGCAUCUAUUUGAGCGUGUAAGGGUUUUUGGUCUCCCCCCCAAUGCAGUUGGUGGACGUUGGGUGGCAGAAACGCAGGUCCAGAGUCUGGGUUACCGUUGUUCCUAUGUACAUGCCUUGAGUGCUCCAGGAGGUUCCGGUGGUGCCGUUCUUGCGACGACCAACGGUCUUGUUGUGGGUUUUGUGGGUGGUGCCAAUGACUACCACAAUCAAAAACCCAAGCAGCUGUCUUCCUUCGACACGUAUGUCAUGAAUACGCAUUCUCUCCCACGACGGCCAUCCUCUGCACUGAACUGA
Molecule: messenger RNA, 597 nt
Organism: Seminavis robusta
Lineage: Eukaryota; Bacillariophyta; Bacillariophyceae; Naviculales; Naviculaceae
Source: the annotation of a GenBank genome assembly